AUUCUUAUUCGUUUCCCUUAUAAUCCAUUACAGAUUCUGCGUUUUCCAUUGCUGAGUUUCUGUUUAUUGGAUACACGUCUAAUACUUGUCUGCUAUUUUCAGUGAUGUCAAUCUGUUAGAGCGAAAAUAUAUAUAUAUAUAUAUAUAUAUAUAUAGAUUAGUUGUUUGGGGCUCAUUCCAAAUAGCAAUAACAAGUUAGAUUUUGAUUUUAGACUUGGUUCUCAGCUGUUGUAAAAUGAAGGAACUUUCUUUGACUUUUCUUGCCUAGGUAUUAAUACAUUGAGGCUUAUUCUGUUCAUCAUCAUGCUUAAAGGAAUCCUGAAGAACAAACUUAAAAUUAACAUGCCCUGAGUAAUUUAUCUGUCUGAUUUAUUAGUUUUGCAGUGUCCAGUCUAUCAACUUCCAAUCUAUUGCUUUCAAUCCUAGACUUAUGGAUUAACUAAUUCUUCAUUUUUAUUUUUAUUUUUUUUAAAAAGAAAAAAAGAAAAAAAAGAAAAAAAAAAGAGGUCAUUCAUUUCUUAUGGAUCCAGUAUCUUUCAACAGCGACAGCGAUGCUCCCAAAAAGAGGAAAUUCAAACCAAAACCUCCUCCGCGCCGGGUACCAAAGCCUGAAGUUAAAGCUGAAGUGGUCGAGGAUGUUGAUGAUGCUAAACAGGCUAGAGAUUUGUUGAAACGCUUUAAUGAAGGUUUAAUGAGGACUAAGCCUAAAGUUGAAAAGAAAGUGGCAGCUACACAGAUUGCAUUUGGUUAUGGAGGUGCAUCAGCUACCCUAAAAUCAUAUGGUGUUCCUCGGGGUGCUAAUGAUAACAGAUUGCAAGGUUCAGCUUCAGCCUCUAAUGGUAGUACGUUUCCCUUGGGCACGAGAGAGGAGAAAGAAUAUCGAGAGCCAUGGGAUUAUUACAGUUAUUAUCCUGUAACCCUUCCUCACAGAAAGCCAUAUUCUGGAAAUCCAGAACUUCUUAAUGCGGAAGAAUUUUGGGCUGACUCAGAAAUCAUAACUUACAAUGAAAGUUCAACAAAAGUGGCAGAAGAACUUGAUCUAAUGGUUUGUAUCUUGACAAUUAUAGAUCAAAUAUUAAAUGUUUAUUCCUCUAAUAUACUUUUAAGUGUUUGUUGGCAGGAGGAGAUUCCAGAAACAAGCAUGUUCUUUGUUCAGUUACCACCAACCAUACCUUCAAUAAAACAAUCCAAUAUUGCAGAUAGCAAAGAGGCAACAGAAAGCUCACAGCCACCUGGGAGUGCGAGUAACAAACAAAAGUCACGGGCUUUGGGCGAGUUACCAGAAGGUUUCAUGGGUAAAAUGCUUGUAUAUAGGAGUGGGGCUAUCAAGCUGAAGCUUGGAGAUACCCUUUACGACGUCUCCUCAGGUAUGGAUUGUGGUUUUGCCCAGGAUGUUGUUGCUAUUAACAAUGCAGAGAAGCAUUGUUGCAUUAUCGGAGAGCUCAACAAGCGUAUAAUUUUGACACCAGAUGUAGACUCCAUUUUAAGUAGAAUGGCUGAUUUAUGAUAGUCAAUCCAAUUUUGAUUUA
This is a messenger RNA of Ziziphus jujuba (common jujube), 1529 nucleotides long. Its product is annotated as DNA-directed RNA polymerase III subunit rpc4. Gene Ontology annotation, biological process: transcription by RNA polymerase III. The record is from RefSeq and is a predicted model, not a curated record. Lineage: Eukaryota; Viridiplantae; Streptophyta; Magnoliopsida; Rosales; Rhamnaceae. Gene Ontology annotation, cellular component: RNA polymerase III complex. Gene Ontology annotation, molecular function: DNA binding. Bases 521 to 1507 code for a protein of 328 amino acids. The transcript has 9 exons.